AAACGCUGUAUAUGAAAAAAUGAGUAUAGUAAUAAGUGUAUAAUUUAUUAGCGUCAUUUGGUGAAAUCAUCGGAUGAAUGUAUAAAAAAAGUUUAAAGAUCAAUCGUUAAUGUUUGUAUACAUAUUGAUAUUUCUGUAUCUGACCUACAUAAUUAUCUGAAUAAGAUAAUUUUAAUCAAUAUGAUAUGGCAAGAAGAAGUAGUUGUAAUCAGAAAAUAGCGACGGAUGGGCGUGAAGAAAAUUCUGAUGAGAUAUUUAACUUUAAAUUUCCACCUUGUUCUAGGAUAAACAAACAAAAAGAAGCAGUGAAAUAUUGCGUGGAAUGUCAGGGGUACUGUUGCCAGUCUUGUGUUUACACACAUGAGACAUUUCCUACACUAGUAGGUCAUAAAUUUUUCGAUCAAUCGACAGGUCUUUCUACAGACUUCCCAGUUGUUCCUACGGAGAUAUGCAGCAGACACAACAUAAAAAUUCUGGAUUUGUAUUGUAGAACCCACGACGUGGUCUGUUGUACGAGCUGUAUGGCGCUAGAACAUACGAGCUGUACAGGUGUCCAGUUAAUUUCGGAUUUUGCCAAAACUAUGUUUAAGAAGAAGGACGUGGAUGAAUUGAAUCUGACAUUAAAGGAGAAGAAAAGUGAAGUGGAGAAGAUCAAAAUGUCAAGAGAAACACUUCUUGAAGAGUUGAAAGAGUCAAAAACGAAUGCUUUCAAUGCCAUAAAAGCUUAUAGGGAAGAAAUGGAAACCAUACUACAACACCUUGAAACGGAAUCGAUUAAAGAAGUGGAGAAAGAGUUCCAAACAAUGGAGACUAUGUUGCUCGAGGAGAUACAGAUAUCUGAAAAUCAGUUGAAAAGCCUGUCGAAUGCUGCGGACGACAUAAAACAUCCGAUGGAAAUAAAGCCCAGCAGUUUGUAUCCAUGAAGAUAACGCAGAAGAGACUUUCUCACGCUGAAGACAUUUUGAACAAUUUAAAUACACGUGUACAAGCAAAGGUAUGAUUUGCCGCUGACCAAACUGUUUUGGAAUUUCUACAACAACUGAAAACAUUUGGAUCGGUUAUCCGCAAUACUAUCUAUUAUGUCAAAGGUACCAGGGAAAUGAAUAUAAAAGUACAAAGCGACUCAUAUGUUUGCAGUGUAAACGGGUCAUGCUUAACGGAAGAUGGCAAACUAUUGAUACCUGAUUAUAGCAAUAAAAGAUUGAAACGUGCAGACAUUGUUAAAUUGUCAGUUGUAGACUAUUGUGAUCUCCCCCAUAAUCCACAUGAUGUAUGCAGCAUAGAUAAACAUGGAGCAGUUGUGACCUCAGAAAAUCACGCCAUUCAAUUUGUCUCCCUUAAAGGCGACAAAAUGACACUCACGCGUGGCAUCAAGCUGAACCAUCGUUGUUUCUGCAUUGCUUACAGAAAUAACAAACUAUAUAUAAGUGACAAUAGCAUGUCAGUUUAUGUACAUGAUAUGAGAGGUACCUUGCUACAGACGAUAUCCAAAGAUAGUUCCGGCAAAGACCUGUUCGAAAGAAGCCGACAUAUUGCAUUCAGCGAUUGUGGAAAUAAAGUGUUUGUUGCCAAUGGUUUUAAGGAGACAUCACUCCUUUUUGAAAUGAUACCAAUAAAACACGAGGUUACCAGUCAUCGAAAUUUUAUAGUAACAGUUGAUGGUCAUAGAAACAACUGUAAAAUCUCAGUGGUUCAGAUUUAAACAAUGCUACUGGAGUCUGCACAGACGGUAGAGGAAAUUUGUUUGUAUGCGGACAAAGUUCAAAUAACGUUUAACAGCUAGGACAAAAUGGUACAAAAAUGGGUAUGGUCAUCAAGUCGUCAGAGGGACUAAACCAACCAUGGUCACUGGCCUUCGAUGUGCGAACUAGAACUCUAUGUGUUAUGCAAUUAAGCAAGAAUACAGUAAAACUUUUGAUCUACACUUAACCUAACGUUAUUUUCUUUUUGUGCGAUUUAACACAAGGCUGACAAUCUGAUUUAAUUCCUCCAAAAGCAUGACAGUGCAUUUACCACAACAUAAGAACUUGCCAAAAUUAAGUUUAAAAACAAAAUGAAAACAUAAUAUUUUAAAAAAUAUUGUUAUUAUCUGUUACUGUACAGAGUAUCAAUGGUAAUACUGUACCACUGACAAUUUGUGGAAGUGCAUGAGUUCUAUUGCAGAAAAUAGUAUUUUUGUCAAUAAAGAUUUGUUGCAAAUACGUUUUAUCACGUUUCAGGCGCGGAAAGGAUAUAUACAGAUUGCCUUAAAGCUAUAGCUAUUUUUGUCUCAAAUGUUGGCUUUUGUACAAGCGUGUUUAAAAUGUUGAAAAACACUCAUUUUCAGAAAAAAACAUUAUUUUCCUAAUAUUAAUAUCAUUAGGACUAUAGACAGGGGUCACGCGCAAGGGUCACCCGUCUAAAUGUAUGCGCUGUACUUCUUUUCUUACUUUUUUCUUGCUAAUAAGGAGUCAAUUUUCAGUAUUUUUUUAACGAUUUGAAAAUACCUGGGCUUUAGCACGACAUGUUAAGCUUUCAUUUACCAAAACGUAUCACAAAUUCCACAGGGGUCCGUUACGGAACAAGGGUAUAUGGAGACUGUUGGAACUUGGUCAAAUCGUUCAAAAGUUCCUUUUUGAUGUUGUCUAAAAGUGUCAAUAUAUUACUUGGAUGUUAGAUAUUUCCGUAUUUGAGAGCUGCAGACCUAGACAUUUCAGAAAUAGUUUCAAAAUGAUUUUUGUUUAAUAAAUAUUGACUCUACGAAAGUUCGAAAGGGCCAUCAGACGCUAAUACGUUUAAUUACGUUAUAGGCGCGGCAAGGAUAUAAAGAUUUUUAUAGCUUUUUGUCUGUUUUCGUGCAAACGUGUAAAAAAUGUUGAAAAGACAUUAUUAGAAUAAAAAAUUAUUAGGAUUACGGGCAUAUUUUUAUAAAUCUUGCCAGGCAUACAUAUGUUUUUGACAACACAGAAAGUGACAUCAGACGUCCUUCGGCUUUUUCUGGAAGUAAAGAAAAUGAAAGUGAACAGGCUAACUUUGAAAACGAAAGUCGCAUUUGCAUUGGUCUAUGUGCCUUGAAAAUGAAUAUAGAUAUUUGCUAACACGUGUUAUAUUUGUAAAAUUUUUGAAAUAAAAGAACUUAAAAAUAGA
Messenger RNA from Mercenaria mercenaria, 3126 nucleotides. Its product is annotated as E3 ubiquitin-protein ligase TRIM33-like. The record is from RefSeq and is a predicted model, not a curated record. Gene Ontology annotation, biological process: positive regulation of DNA-templated transcription. Gene Ontology annotation, cellular component: nucleoplasm; chromatin. NCBI's taxonomy places the organism in Eukaryota, Metazoa, Mollusca, Bivalvia, Venerida, Veneridae. Bases 186 to 923 code for a protein of 245 amino acids. The transcript is spliced from 3 exons. Gene Ontology annotation, molecular function: zinc ion binding; ubiquitin-protein transferase activity.